This is a messenger RNA of Bipolaris sorokiniana ND90Pr, 1047 nucleotides long. RefSeq lists its product as uncharacterized. NCBI's taxonomy places the organism in Eukaryota, Fungi, Ascomycota, Dothideomycetes, Pleosporales, Pleosporaceae. Bases 1 to 1047 code for a protein of 348 amino acids. The transcript is spliced from 2 exons. The record is from RefSeq and is a predicted model, not a curated record.
AUGGCACACCCAUACGCACCCAUGGGCGGAAGCUUUGAUGAUCGCAUAGUUGGGAUCGUAAUCGACGAGUUCUUGCAUGCUGGCUUCAUAGUGGGUGUGUUCAAUUUCCGAGGAGCACACGGAUCCAAAGGACGAACGAGCUGGACAGGAAAACCUGAACUAGACGACUACAUUUCUUUCGCAGCCUUCUUCAUGCACUACAUUUCUAAUCUCCAGCCUUCUUUACCAUAUAAUCUCUUGGCGUCGGAGCAAUCCCCAAUGUCCCCGAACUUUAGUGAAUCGGCGCCAGUGCAGAGCGACGUUUACCCUCUAGUUGUACUGGGAGGCUACUCUUAUGGAUCUCUUAUUCUUCGGAACCUACCACCCGUUUUAACCAUUCUGCAGCCAUUUGCUGCCCCGCCAGAAGGCUCCGCAGCAGAAGAAAUUGUACUUCGUGCCAGCAAAUUGGCAGAUCAAAGCAAUAUGGAAUGGGUCACGCUGGCUCGAGAUGAAACCCGAGCUAGGAGGAAGGACCGAGCGAAGCACAACACACGCCCUUCGAUUACAAUGGGCGGAGAAGAGACCAGUCCGGGUAAGAGGAGAAGCAGUAGAGAAGUGAGACGAAGUCUGGAGGGGAGCUCGCGCCUAGAAAUACGUACACGAUUAAGGAGCUUAAGCCACAGAAGGCGUGACAAUGCCGAGGUCACGACGCCGACGAAGGUGGAAACCACGAAUUUUACCGUGCCUGAUGUCCGAUAUCUUCUCAUCUCGCCACUGACGCCGCCUUUGUCUUCGCUAGCCGCCCCAGCUCUGAUGCACAAGUUUUGGAGUAGGUCCAAGGAUGAUCACCAGGAGACGGUUGGCAAGCACGUGACCCUGGCCAUUUAUGGGGACCAGGAUAUCUUUGCAUCGGCCAAGAAGCUCCGCGACUGGGCUGAGCAACUAAAAGCUAGUCCUGGAUCGCGGUUCCGUAGUCUAGAGGUUGCAGAUGCGGGUCAUUUUUGGGUAGAGCACGGUGUGGAAGAGAAGUUGAGGGUAGCCAUGAGGGAAUGGAUUGUGGAUAUGUGA